GGCCAUGGCAGAUUUCAACGAGAAGAUAAGCAAAGUGGAAGAAAUGGCAAACAAGAAUCUCCCUGAGGUUAUCAUUGCAGACAUACUUUCGAGGCUUCCGGUGAAAUCUCUUCUAAGAUUCAGGUGCAUAUGCAAACUUUGGUGUGCUCUUAUAAUCGAUCCUGAUUUCAUCAAAAUGCAUCUCAACCGAUCCCUUGCAAACAAUAUCUACCUCACCUUUAUUUUCAGUGACACCUCUCUCUACUCAAUCGACUUAAAUGCUUCCAAGGAACUACAAGUAUUGGUUAAAGUCGAUCAUCACCCUAAGUUUGUAAACUAUGCAACCGAAAUAGUGGGUUCUUGCAAUGGCUUACUCUGUCUACACAACACUGAUGAGGAGGAGGAGGACAUAUUACUCUGGAAUCCUUCUACAAAAAGGCAUCAUAAGCUACCCAUUAUUCCUAGGGAGUCUCCCCUCACACAUUUUAAUGUUUAUGGAUUCGGUUAUGAUUUGACAACCGACGAUUACAAGGUGGUAAGGGUUGCGCAGCCUUAUAGUAAAAAUGAUUAUGAUAACUUUUGGCAUUCGGAGGUGAAUAUCUACUCACUUAGCACCGACUCAUGGAGAAGGAUCGAAGAUAUGCCUUUUCACAUUAACUACAGACAUGUAUCUGGGGUUCUUGCAAAUUCUGCUCUUCAUUGGGUUGCAAGUCGCGAGACGGGACCUUACACUGAGUCCAAUUUUAUCCUUUCCUUUGACCUUCAAGAUGAGGAGUAUCGAGAGGUGUCACUUCCUGACUUUGUGGACGAAAAAAUUCACAUGAGUAUUGGCGUUCUUGGACCACAACUCUGCCUGCGCUGUAAGAUCUUUACCGUCCGUGUUGAGUUUUGGGUGAUGAAGGAUUAUGGUGUGAGGGAGUCUUGGACGAAACAGUUCUCAAUCGAACAACCACCGCUGAUAAACUCUUAUCACAUCAGGCCUAUAUGUUAUUCAAAGAAUGGUGAAGUUAUGGUUGGGAUGAAUUUAGAAGCGUUGAUCCUGUAUGAUCCCGUUAGACGUAGACAAAGAUCUAGGAAUCUUAAGGUUAGGGUUUCAAAUUGGAUUCAAGCAGAGAUCUGCGUUGGGAGUCUCGUUCCACUCAAUGCCAAAGAUGAAAUUGAACAAUCAGAAACAAAAAAAGGAAGCACAAGAAGAAAAAGAACAGGGAGGAAGCCGAGGCAACAAUAUAAUGGGAAUUUGACAUGGUAA
Molecule: messenger RNA, 1228 nt
Organism: Telopea speciosissima
Lineage: Eukaryota; Viridiplantae; Streptophyta; Magnoliopsida; Proteales; Proteaceae
Product: F-box protein CPR1-like
Exons: 1
Coding region: 5-1228 (407 amino acids)
Molecular function (GO): protein binding
Source: RefSeq, a predicted model, not a curated record